AUGAUGCUGCUUCUCACAGUAGAUGAGGUUCAGCUUGAGAGGAGUCUAGGCCCAGUCAACAUAAAACCCUCCUGGGGUCACGACAGAAGGGAGAGCCACAACUCAUGCCAACGGAACUCCUCCCCAGAAGACAGAAGUAGGGACCAAGAAAAAUGCAGAGCAAGGAAAAGAUUCUGGAAAUCCCCACCUCCUGGAAGAAGGAGCCCUGAAAGAGCUGUUCCCCAGAGUUCUACUCUGGAAGAACCUGCCAGGAAGGAGGAGGAGGAUGAGCAGGACCCAUUGCUUGUCCUAACUGGGGGAGCUUCUAUUCCUCCUGCAAAGCUCAGGAGGAUGCAGGAACAGACCAGUGAUAAAAACAGCUUAGCCUACCAGAUGCUGAACUGGGAGGCCCUGAAGAAGUCAAUCCAGGGCUUAAUAAACAAGAUUAACAUUGCAAACCUCAGCAUUGUUAGCCAAGAGCUCCUUCAGGAAAACCUAGUCGGGGGGAGAGGACUGCUGUCCAGGUCUGUCUUGCGGGCACAGAGUGCUUCUCCAAUCUACACUCAGGUAUAUGCAGCUCUGGUUGCCAUCAUCAACUCAAAAUUCCCACAGACUGGAGAACUGGUCCUCAAGAGACUGAUCCUGAACUUCCAUAAAGGCUACCAAAGAAAUGACAAGCCUCUUUGCCUAACUGCUUCCAAAUUUAUGGCCCGUCUUCUUAAUCAAAAUGUGGCCUAUGAGGUGCUGGGCCUUCAGAUGCUCACUCUGCUACUGGAGAGACCAAUGGAUGACAGCUUUGAGGUAGCUGUGGCCCUCCUCAAGGAGUGUGACCUCAAAUUAACCCAGGUGUCCCCAAGAGGAAUCGAUGCCAUCUUUGAAUGCCUGUGAAACAUUCUCCAUGAGUCUGAGGUGAAAAAAAGCGUUCAGUACAUGACUGAAGUGAUGUUUGCUGUCUGGAAGGACAGAUUCAAGGACCACCCUGUUAUUCUGGAAGGACUCGAUUUAGUUGAAGAGGAUGAUCAGUUCACCCAUAUGCUCCUCUUGGAGGAUGACUAUGAUCCAGAGGAUGUUCUCAAUGUUUUCAAGAUGGGUCCUAGUUAUAGGGAGAAUGGAGAGAAUUAUAAAGCGGUUAAAAAGGAAAUUCUUCAUGAAGGAGACAGUGAUUCAAUCACAGACCCAGAGGCUGGAAGUAGUGAGGAGGAGGAGGAGGAGGAGGAAGAAGAUGAAGAUGAAGAGGAGGAAGGACAAAAAGUAACCGUUCGUGACAAAACAGAAAUGGAUCUAGUCUCAUUUCGCCGUACAGUAUACCUUGCUCUUCAGUCCAGUUUAGAUGUUGAGGAAUGUGCACACAAGGUGCUGAACAGGGAGUUGGUUGAGAGCCAAACACAAGAGCUGUGCAGAGUGAUUGUUGAUUGCUGCGCCCAGCAGAGGACGCACCAACCAUUUUUUGGUUUGUUAGGUGGGCGGUUGUGCAUGCUGAGAAAAGAAUACUCAGAAUCCUUUAUGAGGCUACUGAGAGAACAGUAUGACAGGAUCCACUGCUUAGAGACUAACAAACUGAGAAACAUUCCUCAGUUCUCUGCUCACCUUUUGUGCACGGAUUUACUUCCGUGGAGGGUUCUUGACUGCAUGAAGCUGAGUGAAGAAACAACUACAUCAUCUAGUAGAAUUUUUCUCAAAGUCUUUUUCCAGGAACUAUGUGAAUCCAUGGGCCUUCCUAAACUGAAGGCAAGGUUCAAAGGUGAAACUCUAUAGCCAUUCUUGGAAGUACUAUUACCUCGAGACAAUCCACAGAAUACCCGGUUUGCCAUCAACUUCUUCCAUUUUAUGGGUCUCGGGCGAUUAACUGCUGAGCUGAGAGCAAGUGGGAGCUGCAUCCCAGCUUCUAGCCCUCAGAUCUUCAUCCUCAUUGAGUUAUGUCUCCAGAUCCCCUGGGCUCUCAACAUUGACCCUGACUCAAUUGCUUCCAUCAGCAUCCCUGCUUCCCAGCUUUCAGGGCCCUUAGAUGGGACUUGGGCUCCAUGA
Molecule: messenger RNA, 2004 nt
Organism: Peromyscus eremicus (cactus mouse)
Lineage: Eukaryota; Metazoa; Chordata; Mammalia; Rodentia; Cricetidae
Product: pre-mRNA-splicing factor CWC22 homolog
Exons: 3
Biological process (GO): mRNA splicing, via spliceosome
Cellular component (GO): catalytic step 2 spliceosome
Molecular function (GO): protein binding; RNA binding
Source: RefSeq, a predicted model, not a curated record